Messenger RNA from Nezara viridula (southern green stink bug), 1179 nucleotides. The record is from the annotation of a GenBank genome assembly. Lineage: Eukaryota; Metazoa; Arthropoda; Insecta; Hemiptera; Pentatomidae.
AUGGAUCACAGGCUUCCAUCCGGCGUACUUAUUCAAAUACUUUCUAAAUUUGUUACGCCAUACCCUUUAGCAGAAGUUGCGAGUGAAUUGCUAAUUGACUACUGGAAGCUCUUUAAUGGUUUUUCUCCUCCAUGUGGUAAUACUCAGAUCGCCCAGUUUUGUGCGGAGAAUUUCGCUCUCAAAUCUCAAGUGCUUCUUUCUAGAGUGCUGUUAUGUAAAUGCCCUCGCGGAGCAGAACACAUCUACAUUACGCUAACAGCCCCCUGCCCGGGUUCCGACCGCACUCCCUGGAGAUCCCGGUUCGGGGAGUUGAGGUCCACACCUCUGCGUGACCCUGCUCCCGGUUUGGAGUCGUUUGUAUUCACGCUCCGUCGACCUAGCUUUGGUUUGGGAGAAUCGGUUCUCUGGGGAGUGCAGGAGAAGGCAGUGUGUUCCAAGUACGAAACUUCCAUCCAGCCUUCAACUAAGUUACCUGACACAGAGAACUUCAAUGUGACUUUUGUUAAAGCAGUCGAUGACAAUGCUGCAAUAUAUGAUGCUAAAAGUAAAACAGAGAUGAACAAGAGAAAUCAUGGAAGAUCCUGGCACGAAAAUUCGAAUAAACAGAACUCUAUAGAAGAGAGAAAAAGAGAGAGAGAGAGAGAGAGAGAGAGAGAGAGAGAGAGAGAGAGAGAGAGAGAGAGAGAGAGAGAGAGAGAGAGAGAGAGAGAGAGAGAGAGAGAGAGAGAGAGAGAGAGAGAGAGAGAGAGAGAGAGAGAGAGAGAGGAGAGAGAGAGAGAGAGAGAGAGAGAGAGAGAGAGAGAGAGAGAGAGAGAGAGAGAGAGAGAGAGAGAGAGAGAGAGAGAGAGAGAGAGAGAGAGAGAGAGAGAGAGAGAGAGGGAGAGGAGGGAGGGAGAGAGAGAGAGAGAGAGAGAGAGAGAGAGAGAGAGAGAGAGAGAGAGAGAGAGAGAGAGAGAGAGAGAGAGAGAGAGAGGAGAGAGAGAGAGAGAGAGAGAGAGAGAGAGAGAGAGAGAGAGAGAGAGAGAGAGAGAGAGAGAGAGAGAGAGAGAGAGACAGAGAGUGAGAGAGAAGCCACCAAGGCAUGAGAGGCUGCCCCGAAGGAAGAGACCGACGACAAUGUUAUCAGAGCAAGCAGAUGUGUGUGCCGGGGACAAAGGAGCUAGGAUAGCCUUCAGAUAA